AUGACAUUUACGAAGAAAAAAGAAAUUGAAUUAAUUAAAAAAAAAACAGAAUUUGUUAUGGUCAAUGUACCAUUUAUUGGUACAUCGACAAAACCUUUCAUCAGACGUUUACAACAAUUGGCAAAAAAAAGAGAAACCUCAUAUCAAGUGUUUGUAGUUCCUCAGCCACCUCCUACAGUUGGACAAGAUUUUAAUAACAAAGAUAUUAUAUCGAAGAAUAUGCAAUCUGAAAUUGUUUAUCAUCUGACAUGUAAUCAUUGUCCUUCUCAAUAUAUAGGACAAACCACUAGACAAGCUAUUAGACGGAUGAUUGAGCAUGGUUAUUGUGAAUCAUCAUCUAAUAGUGAAUCAACAUCUAUAAUAACAGCUCAAACAGAUUCAACUGAUAUACCACUGCUAAGAAGAUCUGAUCGUUUAAAAGAAAAAAGAAAAAAGAAUUAA
Molecule: messenger RNA, 441 nt
Organism: Rotaria sp. Silwood1
Lineage: Eukaryota; Metazoa; Rotifera; Eurotatoria; Philodinida; Philodinidae
Source: the annotation of a GenBank genome assembly